Magallana angulata is the source of this 2882-nucleotide messenger RNA. RefSeq names its product blastula protease 10-like. The transcript is spliced from 10 exons. NCBI's taxonomy places the organism in Eukaryota, Metazoa, Mollusca, Bivalvia, Ostreida, Ostreidae. Gene Ontology annotation, molecular function: zinc ion binding; metalloendopeptidase activity. The coding region runs from base 165 to 1544 and encodes 459 amino acids. Gene Ontology annotation, biological process: proteolysis. The record is from RefSeq and is a predicted model, not a curated record.
UGGACCAAUAACUGUAACUAGUCACAAAGACCAUUCUUGAAGGAUUUUUCCUACUAGGGAACUCUUUUAGUUGACUUAUUUAUUGCUGUUUGACUCUUUAUAUAUUCAGACCUUCUUGCGAUACACAAACAGGCAAAUAAAAAGGAACGCAUAGCUGUUGCAAAAUGAUGUUACUCUUUUUGGUGACUGCAGCUUCCUUCUUAGUUUUUUCAACAGGAGCACCUUUAACAGGUGCUGGCGUUGGUCUCCAUAAUUUUUUCAAUGUAUAUGUCGGAAUGAGCCCUCCAAGACCUGCUGCAAACAAUUUGUUACCCAACCAACCGAAACAGCAGAUUGUGAGGCAGCAACCUGACGACGAACGCAACCCCAAACCGUGGACGUUCGAGUCGGACAUGUCCCUGACUCCCGCUCAAAUGAGGGCCAUAAAAAUGGACAUACUGAGGAGGCGGAUCGGGGUCCCCAUCAGGACGCGGAAAAUUGUUGCUGACGGGAGAUAUUACUGGCCAAACGCUGUCAUUCCGUACGAAACUCGAAGCUUGGAAUUUACCGUUUCCAACAACCUUGACGCUGCCAUAAAAAUGUGGGAACAGCUGACUUGCAUCCGCUUUGUCGCUAGAACACCGGCAAAUAUGAGACAGUACAAUGAUUACGUCACCAUUCAACAAACAGUCGACGGGUGCGAAUCCAGGGUUGGUCGCAUUGGAGGACAACAAGUUGUGAACGUUUCCAAUGGAUGCGGGGCUGGUAGUAUUGCCCACGAACUUGGACACACGUUUGGUUUCGUUCACGAACAAUCAAGAUCGGACCGAGACCAGCACAUUCAAAUCGUUAAUGGCAAUAUCAUACCCGGAAAAGAAAACAACUUCCAGAAAUAUUCCAACAAAAAGGUGUACACCUACAAUUUGACCUACGACAUUGGAUCUUUGAUGCAUUAUAGUGACAAGGCAUAUUCGAGAGACGGGGAGUCUAAAACCAUAGUAGCACGUGAUACGCUUGUGCAGUCCUGGAUGGGACAGAGAGACGGGCCGAGUUUUCUGGACAUCAAACUGGCAAACGAGGCCUAUAUGUGUGACCGAAGAUGUAGAACCAAUUUCGUCUGUCAGAACGGUGGAUUUAUCGGUCCUAACUGUAACUGCAUCUGUCCGUACGGGAUCAGCGGCUUCACGUGCGACGAAGUGGCGAAAUCUACUCCUAAUUGCGGGGGAACACUGCGAGGAGAAAACGGCACAAUCCUUUCCCCAAAUUAUCCCAACGACUACUACAGUAACACUGAAUGCCAUUGGCUGAUCGAAGGCACGUUCGAUUUCCUGAAGUUGACCUUCCGGGACUUCCACACCGAAGAUCAGUACGAUAUUCUCGACAUCCGGGUGUACGGACCGGAAAGGGUCGGCCAGAGGAUUUCAGGAAAUAAUUUUGGAGACAAAGUAAUCUACUUUAGCAGUAACAAACUUCUCCUGCACUUCACUUCCGACCAAAACACGAACUUCCGGGGAUUCCGAAUCGAGUACUGCAGCAUUCAUACCAUUGACAUUGAUUCCCACUAAAGUUGCGUUCAGUUCACGUCAACAAACGAGAUGAUGACGUUUUGACCAAGAGAAUUAUGAUCUAUGUCCAUGUUAACAUGUGAUCUAUAGACUUUGUACACUUAUAUAUCCAAAUGAAUCUCAAAAGGCGUGUGCAUUUUGUUAACUUUUUUAUUUUACAAUUUUUUUCUUUGUUGCAAUAAAAUUACUCAUUUAUACUUGACGUUUUAACUUAAUUUUAAUAAAACUCAAACGGAUUUAAAAGGUUUAUAGCCAUCUAUAUGAAAUAAUGUUAUACAUAUAGAGAAGAUUGUGGACUACUUAGUUAUUUUUCUGUAAGCUACAAGUUUUAAGUAACUGUGGUUACCAUCUGUAAGCAUUUAUAAAUGUAAAGAAAUUUGGCUCCUCAAUUUUUAUGCUCUAGGAACAAAUAACGGGUAAAAAUUCAUCAAUAAAAUUUACUGCUAAUGUAUAAAAAGAACACAUACUACCUUAGUUUAUCAUACGGUAUGAUUGAAUAAAAAGAUACCCAUCAAUAUUUCAAGAGCAUUUCCAUUGAAAUCUGAAAUACUAUACAUGAAGUACAUGUACUAUAUUUCGCAAAAAGCUGAGAAGUUUUCAACAUGAAUAUUUAAGAACCAACAAAGUGUAACAUAGCAUACAAGCAAAGCUGUACAAAUGCAUUGUCAACAAAUUUACUCACAAAAUUUGCAGGAGUACCCUUACUUCCAAAAUAUAUAAGACCAAACAUUGUUAAUUUAAAUGAAAAUGUUUCCAUUAUAUGUAUUUAGAUGAAGAGGUACAUUUUAUAAAAUAAAACAUCCAUUUAAUCUAAUUUUUCCUGAUUCAUUACGUAAAUAAAGAUAUAGGUUCAAUAAAAUCUUGUUUGGAACAAUUUUCAAAUAGAAUUUUCAUAUACCAACCAAAAUGAUAAUUAGAUGAAAUGCACUGUUAUUUCUGACAGAACAAGAAGUAAUGGUAGCGAAAAAUGUGCCAUGAAGGAUUUGUUUACUUAUCAAUAUACAUGUGUAUUCAAUAUGAAUGAUAAUGCUUAAAGACGGAGCCACUAACAAACAAAAUACUUCAACAUAAAACACUGUUAUUAUUAAAAUUUAUUUACAAUUUUACAUUUUGUAUCUAAAGAAGAAAUAAACUUAACAUUUUAGCAGAUUUAGUGUUAGACAUUCUAAUUUUUCUUGGGUCACCUGUAUCGGGGGAAAAAAAAUGGGGUACAGGUAUAUCGGGACUUGAUUGAUAGCCCAAGGUUGUUUUUUUUUCAUGGUUAAACCUCAAGAUUAAUGCACAUUGCAUAACAGAAAGACAAACACCUUCCAGCAGAGCAUAAUGAAAAGACCUUGA